GCUCGCUCCCUCUCCAGCUCCACCAGUCCCCAGCAUAAAAAAGUCAAUUUAACACUUAAAUCAGUCAAAACUUCACUUCCUUCAAACUUUUCCUACAUUUUCACGCGUGACCAUCUACAUCGUGGUUUUUGCUGCUAUUCGGCGAUGAAGAUUUCCUCCUCUUCACAGAAGUACGGUAUCUUUCCGGUUGAUUUGAGACCGUUGGUGCAGCUUUGAGACGGAGCGGAGCGGUGCCAAAUGUGCGCGUGGAAAGGCACAUGGGGUUUGAAGUACCUCUGAAUUCUGGCCGGGGAAACAAGGAGGAGUGGAGGGAUACAACAAAAAGAGGGGAGUAACAGGAGGUGAAUGUUGCCUCUCACUGUCUUUUCCCUGCCACUACCAUGAGUUGGAGUUUCUUGACUCGCCUGCUGGAAGAAAUCCACAACCAUUCUACGUUCGUGGGCAAGAUCUGGCUCACCGUCCUCAUCGUUUUCCGCAUCGUGCUGACAGCCGUCGGAGGGGAGUCCAUCUACUACGAUGAGCAGAGCAAGUUUGUCUGCAACUCAGGCCAGCCAGGCUGUGAGAACGUCUGCUACGACGCCUUCGCUCCGCUCUCGCACGUCCGCUUCUGGGUUUUCCAGAUCAUCCUGGUGGCCACGCCCUCGCUCAUGUACCUGGGGUACGCUGUCAACAAAAUAGCUCGGGCAGAAGAGCAGGCAGAGGGCGGGGGAGUGAGUAGAUUUUCGCGGAGGAAACCCAAGAAGCCCUAUCUUGCAGGCAGAAAGCAGCACAGGGGCAUAGAAGAGGCUGAGGACGACCAAGAGGAAGACCCAAUGAUCUAUGAGAUGGCCGAGGUAGAGAGUGAUGGUGGUGGAGCAGCGAAAGGAAGCAGUGGUGAUGAAAAAGCAAAGGGCAAAGUGCGUCAUGAUGGGCGCCAGCGUAUCAAAGAGGAUGGACUGAUGCGUAUUUACGUCUUUCAGCUCUUGAUCCGCUCUGUGCUGGAGGUGGCGUUCUUAUGUGGACAGUACGCCCUGUAUGGAUUUGCUGUGCCUGCCACCUACGUGUGCUCAGACCUGCCCUGCCCUCACAGUGUGGACUGCUUUGUGUCACGGCCCACGGAGAAAACGAUCUUCCUCCUCAUUAUGUACACAGUCUCCGUGCUCUGUCUGGCUCUCAAUAUAUGGGAGAUGCUCCACCUGGGCAUAGGCACCAUCUGUGAGAUCGUCCGCUCCCGCCGGGUGCAGCUCCCUGACGAGGAGCUGUAUGGGCUCACACGGGCACAAGGAGCUCUUAAUGAGGGGGGAUUGAACGGAGAGGAUUACAGCAGCUACCCUUUUUCUUGGAGCGCACCAUCAGCUCCACCUGGGUACAACAUCGCCAUCAAGCCUCUCCUGGUAUCUACAGGACACCACGACCAGCCACUACCCAUCACCGAUCUCACUAAUGCUAAGAUGGCAUGCCGGCAGAACCACGUGAACAUUGUCCAAGAGGAGCGUCAGCAGUACACCAGUAAUGAUGAAAACCAGUGCAGAGCAGGGAUGGGAGAUGCCUCCAGAGGUGUUCACAAGGACAUCCGACAGCCUCAGAACAAGCUGGAGGCAGACAACCCGGCCUACAGCCAGCCACAGAGCCACAGUAACAACCACAGCAAGCCUCACCGCGAACGUAAACACCGGCAGGCCUCCAAACACACCUCGAGCAAGACGGAGGCAGACAGAGGCAGCAGCACCAGUAGUAGCAGCAAAUACGGAGUCAUAAAAGGUUCUGAGUGGAUCUGAAAUACAGACUGAGACUUGUGUUUUUGUUAUUCUUAAACAAUGCAAAGCCUUCUCAGACCGACAGUAUUUACAUUUGUGUGUCCACGUACUGCGUAUAAACAAAAGACACAGCAAGCAGUUUACAUUCUUUUCAAUAGUAUUCACACCAUUACAAUAGUGAGGUGAUUAAAAGUGAUUAUUAGUAUCAGAAUCUGUCUUGUACCAGUCCACUGAUAGCUCUGUUCUAUGAGGACAAAUUAUUAAGUAGGGGAUAUAUCCAUGUAUAAUAGGGAAGCACCGAUUAAUCAGCUGAACAUCAGUGUCAGUCGAUAUUCGCCUUGUUGACCGCCAGCAGCUUAUUGACAAAUAAGAUGCAUUCACAGGUGAAAGUGCUCAGUGAUUUUCAGUUUUGUCACAUUAAUUUUGCACAGGCUAAACAACAGAGCUCGAGACCAACAGUGUCCUGUUAUUCAGGGAUGCCUUUGGGACGAAAGGACACAAUAAACUCAUAUUGAUGUGUCUGUGUCAGGGGAUGCACCUUAUUGUUUCCCUGAUAAGCAACAAAUUUGUUUCGACAUCGGCAGGAGGAGAGCUAGUUAAUGUUAGCUGUUAGCAGCAGGUAGUCUGAACUAACAGCUUUCGGAGGCUGCUUUGAGUUACAUUAUGAUGCGUUCAUAGUCUGUUCAGUCAAAAUGAGUAAACGUCAUCAUGGUGAGUUUAUACGUAGUUUUAUAAAAUAUAUUUUUGGCCGAGAAACUUGAAUAAAUACAGAAGGAGAAAUUUGUUGAUGUCCUUACAGCAAAAUAUCAAAGAUAUUUGAGAGGGAAUUAUAUUUCGUAAAAAGGCUUUUGAAGCAGUAUUUUAAAAAGUGUUUCUUAUGUGAAAGGUUAGAUUAAAGGUUGUUUCAAAGAUGUGUAUGAUUGAGUUUGUGCUCGUUCAAAGAUAGGGUAAUGAAGGACUUUAAAACAGUUCAAUUAUUUUUUUAUGAUGAUAAUUUCUUUGUUUCCAUAUCCUCAAAAACAACAAAAACAUUGGCAACGGCACUAUCAGCCAAAUUGUUUUUCUAAACAUCAUCAGUAUCGGUCCAGAAUUUCACAACUGGUGCAUCCCUAAUAGAUAGUAUAAAACAUUUGGCAUGAAUAGCAUCAGGGAAAUACUGAAAAAUGCUCAUGCCCUUGUUAUGAUGAGCUCAUGCUUUAGACUAAUGUUUAACUUUACAGAGUCAGUAUAAUGAUUAGAGUAUAUUUUCAGUUUUCAGGUUCAGACUCAACAGUACAAGAUAGAUUCUGCUGCAAACAUGUAAGUGAAAACACCACUGAAGAUAAUGUCAAGGAGAUGGGAAAUGAUGUUGCCGCCCACGUCUGUGACAGAGCUGGAUAAAUGUUAGUUGCCACUUUAUACUACAACAAUAAUCAUUUCUUAAUUAUUUGUCAAACAUUAAAUUACAGUGGAGUAAAAGUAUCAAAUGGCUUUGUUAAUUGGCUGUUGGAGCUUUUGAUGUCAGGCCUCCACGCUGUAACCUAAGGUGCCUUACUUUAACAGUCAAAGUGCUGCGUCCUGUCGACUCUGCAUCACGUCACUAUGGACUGAAACAGAAGCUAAGUCCUGCUGUCUGUGUGACUAGUUUCAUUACAAACCAGGGGUUAAGCUUUGAACAAUGGUGUUGUUUAAGUAUGCAAAUUUGUAUUGUUUUCAUCAAACCAGGUCUGAGGUGGAUUGGUUGUUUUAUCCAGCCAUACAGAUAAAUGAGGGUGUGUUUUCAGUCUGAUUUCACAGUGUCUCUGUAUUUUUGGGGGAGAAAAAAGUUUGCUAAUGUUUUGACAGAUUUUAAAAUGUGUCUGUCAGUACAAGUGUUUGGCCAAGUUCAAGACCCUACCCGUUUUUCAAACUGUUGUCAGUGUCUUAUUCUCUAGCUGUUACAAUUUAAACAUUAUUUUCUUUGAAGUUUAUGCUAUCAAGAUUUUCUGCACUAUUAGUCCAUUAGUUUGUGUUAUUUACAUGACAAAACAAAGCCAGUGCAUUCAGCCUGUUGUGUUGUUUUCCCCCAGGCCUAGUAUAAAGAAUUCAUUGUCAGUAAUACAUACUUUUAUUUUCAGAUUUUCAAAUUGAAAUGUCAUUAUAAGGCUAGUC
Epinephelus moara (kelp grouper) is the source of this 3866-nucleotide messenger RNA. RefSeq names its product gap junction gamma-1 protein-like. Gene Ontology annotation, biological process: cell communication. Bases 381 to 1757 code for a protein of 458 amino acids. Gene Ontology annotation, cellular component: connexin complex. The transcript has 3 exons. The record is from RefSeq and is a predicted model, not a curated record. Lineage: Eukaryota; Metazoa; Chordata; Actinopteri; Perciformes; Serranidae.